This is a messenger RNA of Abrus precatorius (Indian licorice), 966 nucleotides long. RefSeq lists its product as uncharacterized. NCBI's taxonomy places the organism in Eukaryota, Viridiplantae, Streptophyta, Magnoliopsida, Fabales, Fabaceae. The record is from RefSeq and is a predicted model, not a curated record. The transcript has a single exon. The coding region runs from base 22 to 630 and encodes 202 amino acids.
AUUGUUUGUAAAAUCUAUGAUAUGGAGGCACACUCUCCAGUUAUAGCAAAGAAGCUAUGGAAUGUGUUGAGGAUCACCUUCUUCAUGAUCAGGAAAGGUUUGGUGUCAAAGAGGAAGCUUAUUAUGGACAUGAAUUUGAUGAUGAAGAAAGGGAAAUUGCUUAGAAAAUCUGUGAGCAAUUUCAUGUCAGCUCAUCAUCAUCACAAUUCAAAGAGUUUGGCACGUGGUGGCUAUGGCAUACAGGAAUAUGAAUUCUCUUGUAGUAACAGUCCAAAUCCUGUUUUUUACCACAUGCCAAAGCGAAAGCACCAUUUCAACUUCCCUUGCAUGAACUCUCCUGAGGUUAUUGAAGAGGAAGAAGAGCCUAGGCCAGUGGUUUUGGUUCCUAUGACACCUGAAUACACCUUCAACCUUAGGUUUGAUGCUUCUGAUUUUGCUUCUGGAGAGAGAAAGAGCCCUCUCCUCUCACCCUUCUCUGUGAGGAUAUCCAAUUACUCAUCUGAGGAUGAAAUUGAAGAGAGUGGAAAUGGUCAAGUUGAUGAUCAAGCUGAGGAUUUCAUCAGAAGGUUCUAUGAACAGCUAAGAAUGCAAAGCCGCAUGCAGUUGCUGCAGUACCAAGAGAUGAUGUAAUUGUAUAGAAAGGCACAACUAUAUGCUCUUCAAUUCAACAUGUGACAAGAAGUUCUUUCUAAUCCAUUCCUGGGAAGGAAAAUUUUGUUUUGGAACUCUUUCAACAUUUUUCCCAGGGAAAUUGUAUGUGGUCCAUGCACUGUAUUUGAUUGAUUUCAACUUGAUGUAAAGUUUUUGAGCAUUGGAUAUAUUUCCACUUCGUAAUUCUAUUGAUUUUCAUAAUAUAUAAUUCAAUCUUUUUGUUUGCCUAGUAACGGAUAUGUGGUAUAUUCAUAUUGUGUUUUGUAAUAAAAGGAUAUGAAGAUGUUGGCUUGUACCUUUCCCCAUUUUGUUUUG